Molecule: messenger RNA, 669 nt
Organism: Daldinia decipiens
Lineage: Eukaryota; Fungi; Ascomycota; Sordariomycetes; Xylariales; Hypoxylaceae
Product: cornichon protein
Exons: 4
Coding region: 205-621 (138 amino acids)
Biological process (GO): endoplasmic reticulum to Golgi vesicle-mediated transport
Cellular component (GO): COPII-coated ER to Golgi transport vesicle; endoplasmic reticulum membrane
Source: RefSeq, a predicted model, not a curated record
CUCCUUCAGGUCCUACUCUAGGUCCCGCCAUUUUGACCGUCCAACCUUCUCGACGUGCGCCCGACACCGUCUAGCUAAACGCUGUUAGAAGGCUUCCGCACAACUUCGCUCCAUCAUACCGGUUAACGAGAGAUUUCCAUAUCCGACAGUUUAUUAUAUACCGUUACAGCUGCCUUGUAGACCACCAAAAGUACAACUGUCAAGAUGUCGGGCGAGGCGUGGUUAUACCUCUUCGCCGUGCUAAUAAAUGCCGUCAACCUAUUCCUUCAAGUAUUCUUUACGAUUAUGUAUAGUGAUUUAGAAUGUGACUACAUUAACCCUAUCGACCUAUGCAACCGUCUCAACACCUAUAUCAUCCCCGAAGCUGCCGUACAUGGAUUCUUGACUUUCCUAUUUCUGAUCAACGGAUACUGGGUGGCACUGAUCCUCAACUUGCCGCUCCUCGCAUGGAACAUUAAGAAGAUUGUGGACAACGCUCACCUGCUGGAUGCAACCGAGAUCUUCAGGAAGCUCAAUGUUCACAAGAAGGAAUCAUUCAUCAAGCUGGGCUUCCAUCUGGUCAUGUUCUUCUUCUACCUGUACAGCAUGAUCGUUGCCUUGAUCAAGGACGAGACGAAAUAAGCUGCGAGACUUUGGGAUAAGCACAAUGAUAAACACGACGCAAACGAA